CACGCGCGACGCUAGCCCAACCAUCGACAUCACCACAUCACACAAACGAGCGCACCAGAGGCAGAGUUGAAAAGAACAGGCAGCAGGUAUAGCAGACAGAGUCAUGCUGAAAGGGGGCAUGGCCAAGGCAGUGCUGCCCAAGCCAGGGCUCCAGGAGAGGGCCAAGCAAGCCUCCCUUGCCCCCUCUACCACCACCUCCACCACAGCUACAGGCAUCAAAACCUCCAGAUCCUCCAACACCCUGGCCACAGACCUGCGCCUUAGCAGGCUGAAGAGGGCCAGUAGUGAUGACACACUGGCCAAGCCUGCCCUGGGGGCAGCAGCCACAGGCUCACGCAUGAAGAAGACUGUCACUGCAGGGGCCAUCUCUGACCUGGCCGAAGCAAGACCUCGCAGCCUCUCAGGUGUCCAAUCAGGAUCCAAGAAGUCUGGUAUCCCUGCCCCCAGGGAGAUUCCUCCCACCAUGACCCGGGACCGUGUGUCGCUGAGGGACCAGCUGCGGACCUCCACGACCAAGAAGAUGGUCCCCAGCGCCAGCACCUCCAGCCUGGCCACCCUGGCAGCCAAGCACCAGCGUGGCUCCACCACCACAAAACCCAGGGUGGACGCCGAGGGCUCGGAGAGAGGCUUCAUGGAGUGCCAGGUGAAGGAGCUUAUGGCCGAGGCCAAAGCCAAAGAGUUUGAGAUCAGCAAGCUGAGGAUAGAGCUGCAGCGCUGCCGGGGGAAAGCCUCGUUGUCUUCAUCCCCCUCGCCUCACAACACCCCCUCCACCCCACCUGAGGGUGCCCCCGAUCAAGGCCAAGGUCUAUCCCAGCAGGCCACUGAUGCCCAGGCCCUGGUGGGGGAGCUGAGGGAGAAGAACGGGAAGUUCCAGAGGGAGCUGGCGGCUCUGAGGGAGGAGAACCAGGCCCUGAAGGAGAAGCUUCUCUCCCUGGAAACUUUGCCUGCCUCUCCUCUGUCCAACAACACUACCACCACCACCAGCCCCUCCAAGCCCUCCGUCAACGGCCUCCCCUCAGAAAACAACACUAGUCCCCGAGCCAAGUCACCCACACCCAGCCCGCUCAAAACCUCAGUCUCCUCCGGCAGUGACAUCACCAAGGGCUCGCCCUCUCCGGACUCCUCAGAGUUUGAGAAGAUCCCGUCGCAGUCUGACUCAGUGAGCAGCAGUGGUGUAGGGGUGGGGAAGGGUCCGGGUCGCGAUCCCUCAGUGGAGAGCCUGACGGAGCAGAUCCAGAAGAUGGAGGAAAGUCAGCACAGCACGGCAGAGGAGCUCCAGGCAACACUACAGGAGCUGGCCGACCAACAGCAGGUGAUUCAGGAGCUGACGGCUGAGAAUGAGCGCCUGGCCGAGAAGAAGGGCCUCCUACAGACGUCGCUGCAGCAGCAGAGGGAGAGGGUAGAGUUGCUGGCCCAGAAGAAUGAGGCCCUGGCCGGGAAGCUGCAGGACGAGUCCCGGGCAGCUGAGCUGGAGCAGCGCUACACUGACCUGGUGGAGAGCUCUCACUCAGAGAGGGAGAAGCUGGUGGACAUCCAGCAGCAGCUGACGGGGAGCCUGAGGACCCUGGAAGAGGAGCACCAGGAAACCCAGGGGCAGGUGAGGUCCCUCAGGCAGGAGAGGGAUGACCUCCAGGGCCGGCUGGAGAAGGAGGUGGAGGCCGGGGGUGAGAUGACGCGGGAGGCUGAGGAACAUAGGGCUGCAACGGAUGCCCUGAGGGUGGAGAACGGACGGCUCAAAGCCCAGGUGGACCUAGAGAGACAGAAGGUUGGGGAGCUGAAGGCCAUGCAGAGUGCUGGGGACAGCACAGAGCUGCAGAGGCUGCUGAAGGCGGCCCAUUCUGAGAGAGACAGACUGGAGGGGGAGGUAACAGAGCUACGCCAGGAGCUGCUACAGGCCCAGACUGACACUGAACACGCACAGGGACUGCUGUCCAAGGCUGAGGCUGAGUGCAAGCGGGUGGCAGAGCGAGCCGUAAGGCUUGAGGAAGCGCUGAGUGGCCAGGUCAGUGCACUGGAGAAGGGGGGGCAGCAGGCCGACAGCCAAAUCAAGGACCUGAAGGAGACCAUCUUUGAGCUGGAGGACCAGGUGGAGCAGCAGAGAGCCGUCCACCUCCACACCAACCAGACCAUCCUGGACCUAGAGCACCAACUCAAGAAGCUGGAGGAGCAGAAGUCGGAAGUGGAGAGGCAGCUGAAGAUCUUGAGUAAACAGAUGAAGGAUGAGACGGAGGAGUGGCGGCGGUUCCAGGCAGACCUCCAGACAGCCGUGGUGGUGGCCAACGACAUCAAGGUAGAGGCCCAGCAGGAGAUUCGCUCUCUGAGGAGGAGGUUACAGGAGGAGCAGGGGCGCAGCGCCAAGCUCUCAUCAGACCUGGAGCUGCAGAAGGGAGUCAAGUCGUUGCAUGAUGACUCUGAGAGUUUCUCAGAUGCAGAUGGCAGUCCUCACUGGUGUGGCAUCUCCAUAACCCAGACCACCCAGAACCAGUCCACCUUCUCGCCCAUUAACACCAACGGCAACCCUGCCUCCUCCCCCUCAGAGCCCGGAGCCACCGUCAAAACCCUCAUCAAGUCUUUUGACACAGCUGUACAGAAUGGACUUGGUCCUGGACACACGGUACAGAUGUACUCCUCACCUAGAAGCCCUCUGAGUGGGAUCCCUGUCCGCACAGCACCCGCAGCUGCUGUCUCCCCCAUCCAGAGGCAAUCGUCUAUCAAACCGCUCUCAAAGACACUGGAGAAAAGGAUUAACCAUGGAGAGUUCUCUCAUUCAGAUAAGUAUGGGGGCUCUGGGGAUGAGCUGAAGCACAGCAGCCUUAUGAGGAAGAGUCCUUCCCUGGAGUCAGUCAUCAAGUCCCCAGCAACCUUCAGCAGCCGCAGCCACUCCAUGAGCUACAACAAGAACAACAGCAAGCUCAGUGUGGAAAGAAAGGACCCCUUGGCUGCACUGGCGCGGGAGUAUGGGGGAUCUAAGAGGAACGCUCUACUGAAGUGGUGCCAGAAGAAAACAGAAGGCUAUCCGAACAUUGAUGUGACAAACUUCAGCAGCAGCUGGAGUGAUGGCCUGGCAUUCUGUGCUCUCCUCCAUACAUACCUGCCCGCACACAUCCCUUACCAGGAACUCAUCAGUCAAGACAAGGGCCGGAAUCUGUCCCUGGCGUUUCAGGCUGCAGAGAGCAUUGGCAUCAAACCCUCCCUGGACGUUGAUGAGUUGAUGCACACGGACAGACCGGACUGGCAGAGUGUCAUGCAGUAUGUUUCUCAGAUCUACAAGUACUUUGAGACUUGACCAGAGAACAGGGGGCAGGAGGACAGGAGGAGGAGGAAGAAAGGAUGCACCGCAACACUUUCUGUACGGUCCAUGUCACCUUCUCUCAACAUGGAACCCUAGAACCCUUAUUCCUCAAACACACUGACUGAACCCCCUCAACUGACUCUCACAUCCUCCUCAACACUAAAAGUUUGAACUUGCCUGGAGUUAACGUUUUUCUAACUCAUUGGUACAUAAUGGUACAAUCGACACUUUGUGUUAGAAUGCUGAGAUCUGUGACUGCAAAUAAGAAAUAUAAAACCUUAUUGUUAGCCCUUACAUGGAAAGACAUGAUGCAAUUAUUUUUUAUUCUUUAUGUUGAAGUCCAAUGAUCAUUUAGAAAUUAUACUUUAAAGGGAUAGUUCACCCAAAUUACAAAAUUACAUAUUGGUUUCCUUAUCCUGUAAGCAGUCUAUGGACAAGGUAUGACAGCAAUCCAUGCAUUGGUUUAGUUUCCUUGAUACUGUUUCCAAAUGCUAAUGUUUUAGCAUUUGUAGCACAAAUCCCAUUCAAGUCAUGGCACCGAUAUUAGCAUUGUUCGCAGAUGUCCAAAUUAUCCGAAAGUAUCUAAAAUGGAUUAUGAGCUCAACAAAGUCACUUAUAGAUGAUUUAAACAUGAUUGGCGAAAAAUGCUAAUACCAUGACUUGAAUGGGAUUUGUGCCACACAUGCUAAAACAUUAUCAUUUGGAAACAGCGUCAAGGAAACUAAACCAAAGCAUAGAUUCAUUCCAUCUCCAUAGACUACUUACCAAGGUUAUUGUGGUAAAUCAAAACUGAAAUUAAAACAAAAACGAAUCAUUAUAAAUGAUUGAGUAAACUGAAAUAAAGUAAUUAGCAACCCGUUUGAAAAACUAAAACUAUACUGAAACUAUUAUGUUUGACUCCAAAACAAACAAAAAUAAAAUAUAACACAUUGAAUGAAACAUUAAAUUAAACCAUCACAACAAAAAUGUUAUGGAUUCUCAAUCCUUUGGGGGGUUUUCAAACAACUAAAAUUUCUGCUGACCCACCCCUCCACAAAUCUAACAACACAACCUUCAAAUCUGAAAAUGUAUAUUUUUACAUCAACAAAUAACCUUCAAUUUAUUACAUUUUCAUCUCGCUCAUCAAAUGUUUUGAACCAAUAAAUACAUCCCCCGCGACCCCUCUAGGAUUUGCGACCCCGAAUUUGAAUACCACUGGCUUACAGCGUAAGGAAACUAAUACAUCAUAUUGUAAUUUGGUGAACUAUCCCUUUAAAGGAAGAGUUUGGUUUUACAUGACAAGCCUAUCAAAUCAAAUUGACUGCUUUCCGUUGUCCAAAAGAAACCAAUGCCUUUGUUUUUGUUUACGAGACAGACCCAAGUUGCCAUCUAUUGGCACUACAAUGAAUUGACAACACUACAUGUAGCUUUGAAUAAUAUUUUACAGUCACACUAUUUAAUGAAAAUGUGUUAUUAUUAAUAAGGAAUGUCUUUGCUGUUUAAGCAUUGUGGACCUGACUGACUGACUCAAUUAAACCAUUAUAUGGUGUCCUUUAGCAACUGUUCUUUUGGGGUUUUGCACUGCAAUAUGAUUUUGUCUCCAGCAAGCCUCUUUUAGCUGUAGCUAUCAUACUGGGGAUGGUGGAGGGAACAUAACUGCAAAAGGUGUUGAAACUAGGACAAUUACGAUGAUGUCAUCCAAAUGUACCAUGAGAGACAAUCCGGAAUGAACCAACAACUCUGAAUGUUUAGCUUCAGUCAUGGUUAGUCUCUGAUAAAGGAAGUACUGCAGUACAGUAUUUAUAUAUGUACUCAGAAAUGUGAGAAUGAUGCAGGAAAUGUACAGUUGAAGUCGGAUGUUUACAUACACUACUGCUGGAGUCAUUUAAACUUGUUUUCAACCACUCCACAAAUUUCUUGCUAUUGAAAUUAUAGCAAUUUCUUGCUAUAACAAACUAUAGUUUUGGCAAGUCAGUUACUUUGUGCAUGACACAAGUAAUUUUUCCAACAAUUGUUUACAGACAGAUUAUUUCACUUACAAUUCACUGUAUCACAAUUCCAGUGGUUCAAAAGUUUACAUACACUAAAUUGACUGUGCCUUUGAACAGCUUGGAAAAUUCCAGAAAAUGAUGUCAUGGCAUUUUUUCUGGUUGGCUAAUUUACAUCAUUUGAGUCAAUUGGAGGUGUACCUGUGGAUGUAUUUCAAGGCCUACCUUCAAACUUAGUGCCUAUUUGCUUGACAUCAUGGGAAAAUCAAAAGAAAUCAGCCAAGACCUCAGGAAAAAAUUGUAGACCUCCACAAGCCUGGUUCAUCCUUGGGAGCAAAUUCCAAAUGCCUGAAUGUACCACGUUCAUCUGUACAAACAAUAGUGAGCAAGUAUAAACACCAUGGGACCACGCAGCCAUCAUACCGUUCAGGAAGGAGACGUGUUCUGUCUCCUAGAGAUGAAUGCACUUUGCUGCGAAAAGUGCAAAUGAAUCCCGGAACAACAGCAAAGGACCUUGUGAAGAUGUUGGAGGAAACAGGUACAAAAGUGUCUAUAUUCACAGUAAAACGAGUCCUAUAUUGACACAACCUGAAAGCCUGCUCAGCAAGGAAGAAGCCACUGCUCCAAAAUCGGCAUAAAAAAUCCAAACUACGGUUUGCAACUGCACAUGGGGACAAAGAUCGUACUUUUUGGAGAAAUGUCCUCUGGUCUGAUGAAACAAAAAUAGAACUGUUUGGCCAUAAUGACCAUCGUUAUGUUUGGAGGAAAAAGGGUGAGGUUUGCAAGCCGAAGAACACCAUCCCAACCAUGAAGCACAGGGGUGGCAGCAUCAUGUUGUGGGGGUGCUUUUCUGCAGGGGGGACUGGUGCACUUCACAAAAUAGAUGGCAUCAUGAGGUAGGAAAAUGAUGUGGAUAUAUUGAAGCAACAUCUCAAGACACCAGUCAGGAAGUUAAAGCUUGGUCGCAAAUGGGUCUUCCAAAUGGACAAUGUCCCCAAGCAUACUUCCAAAGUUGUGGCAUAAUGGCUUAAGGACAACAAAGUCAAGGUAUUGGAGUGGCCAACACAAAGCCCUGACCUCAAUCCUAUAGAAAAUGUGUAGGCAGAACUGAAAAAUCGUGUGUGAGCAAGGAGGCCUACAAACCUGACUCGGUUACACCAGCUCUGUCAGCAGGAAUGGGCCAAAAUUCACCAACUUAUUGUGGGAAGCUUGUGGAAGGCUACCCUAAACGUUUGACCCAAGUUAAACAAUUUAAAGGCAAUGCUACCAAAUACUAAUUGAGUGUAUGUAAACUUCUGUCCCACUGGGAAUGUGAUGAAAGAAAUAAAAGCUGAAAUAAAUCAUUCUCUUUACUAUUAUUCUGACAUUUCACAUUCUUAAAAUGAAGUGAUGAUCCUAACUGACCUAAGACAGGGAAUGUUUACUCGGAUUAAAUGUCAGGAAUUGUGAAAAACGGAGUUUAAAUGUAUUUGGCUAAGGUGUAUGUAAACUUCCGACUUCAACUGUAUGUGAGUGUUUUCUAUUACAGCGAGAGAGAUUUCUGAGAUUUGCUCAGAGGUGGAAGCCUCCUCUGUACUGAGUGACAGAUGGAUAUUGUUAAAUAAAGUAUUUUGUCAA
Messenger RNA from Oncorhynchus keta (chum salmon), 6876 nucleotides. Its product is annotated as cytospin-B-like. Lineage: Eukaryota; Metazoa; Chordata; Actinopteri; Salmoniformes; Salmonidae. The coding region runs from base 104 to 3286 and encodes 1060 amino acids. The record is from RefSeq and is a predicted model, not a curated record. Gene Ontology annotation, biological process: actin cytoskeleton organization. The transcript has 15 exons. Gene Ontology annotation, cellular component: filamentous actin; microtubule organizing center. Gene Ontology annotation, molecular function: protein binding.